Debaryomyces hansenii CBS767 is the source of this 1755-nucleotide messenger RNA. RefSeq names its product putative serine/threonine protein kinase. Gene Ontology annotation, molecular function: protein serine/threonine kinase activity; ATP binding. The transcript has a single exon. Bases 1 to 1755 code for a protein of 584 amino acids. The record is from RefSeq and is a predicted model, not a curated record. NCBI's taxonomy places the organism in Eukaryota, Fungi, Ascomycota, Pichiomycetes, Serinales, Debaryomycetaceae. Gene Ontology annotation, biological process: protein phosphorylation; intracellular signal transduction.
AUGCUUGAUUCGGAUCCUGUGGAUUCUAAGAAGAACCGUAGUGGAUUAAGAGGAUUGUUUUCAUCUUCAACUUCAUUGAAUAAGGAAAAUCGUAGGGCAGGUAAUGAGAGUAGGACAUCGUCACCACUGUCACAUAGAUUUUUGUUGAAAAGGAGGAGCUCUAGGGGCAUUUUUCAAUCAUCGCAAAAUAGUUCUACAAGCUCUCUCAAUUCAGUCACAAAAAACAAUAUGUAUAAUCCCAGUGGCAUGCCUAACAAUGGUAGUCAGGAGCAAAUCUAUAAAAAACCAGAACACAGUUAUCAAAGUGAAGCGGGAGACCUUUCCAAUGAGGGAACUGAGUAUGAGAAUUCCGCGAGCUCGAGAAGUCAAUCAAGGGAUAAUACCGUUAAUACGUCAAAUGGCUCGUUCAAUAACAAUGAUAGUAGCCUGCCAAAGACUGAUGAAAGAAUACCACCACAUAUGCAGCGUCGCAAGGUUGAACAACUGCCCGAAGCAAAAAAGGAAAUACCCAAAAAGACGAAGAGUCAUAGUCGUCAUCUGAGUCAUUUAUCAUUGAAAAGAUUCCUUAAAAAGCUCAAAAACACAGACACAGGAGAUAGUAAGCAUAAAACUAAACAUGCUAAUAUUUUGCCCCAUCAUUCGGCAGAUUUGUAUAAGAAGUACGGGAACGUUGGAAAGCUAUUGGGGACGGGAGCAAGCGGAUCAGUUAAGUUGGUUACUUCGAAGACCGACCCUAAUGAAAUAUUUGCAGUUAAGAAGUUCAGAUCUAAAUUGCCGAAUGAAAAUGAACAUGACUACAAAGUAAAAGUCAAAAAUGAAUUUAAAAUAGGACAGCAUUUGAAACAUGAAAACUUGAUCCAUACAAUCGAGUUGAUUAAAGAAACUGAGAUGACGUCAGUUGAAUAUUACAUUGUCAUGGAAUAUUGUCCAUAUGAUUUCUUCAAUUUGGUGAUGUCUGGACUUAUGACUCGUGAGGAAUGUUCAUGUUAUUUUAAACAAAUUAUUAACGGUGUUGCUUACUUCCAAGAGAAUGGUUUGGCUCAUAGAGAUUUGAAAUUGGAUAAUUGUGUGGUCACUGACGAUGGUAUACUAAAAUUGAUUGAUUUUGGCUCGGCCGUGCAAUUUAGAAAGGAAAAAGUUAAUAACACCCCCUCUGAAGAUGACCUAGACGAAAAUCAUAGGUUAGUAAGAUCCAGAGGCGUAGUUGGCUCAGAUCCAUAUUUGGCCCCGGAAGUUUUAGAACCAAGUAAUUUUGGUUACGACGCGAGAGGUGUGGAUGUAUGGUCUAUUGCAAUUAUGUAUUGUUGUAUGAUUUUGAAGAGAUUUCCUUGGAAAAUCCCUAAGGUAAGUGAUCCGUCAUACAAAUCAUUUAUAACUGAUCCUAAUGACACAGAUACAGAAGAGCUUGCAAAUGAUAUGAAUAAUACCUUAACUGUCUCUUCCUCCGCAGAUGCCAAUAGAAGGCAUUCAACGGGUCCUGACAGGUUACUUCGUCUUUUACCAACGCAGGCUCGUUAUUUGAUUCAAAAGAUGUUGAUUGUAGAUCCACUUCAAAGAUACACUAUGAAAGAUGUUGUGAAUGAUGAGUUUUAUUUGUCCAUUGAUCAUUGUCAUACAAUCGAAGGUGAAGGUCCUACGAGAUCAUUCCACAGUCCUGACAAUCAUACGCAUCAUUUAGUAACCGAAGAGGAUCUCCAAAAAAUAAAGAUGGAAAAAGAACGUCACAAAAAACUUAAAGAUGCAGGUGUUGCCUAG